Messenger RNA from Triplophysa rosa, 927 nucleotides. It is a transcript of the gene lsm1, whose product is annotated as LSM1, U6 small nuclear RNA associated. Gene Ontology annotation, biological process: deadenylation-dependent decapping of nuclear-transcribed mRNA. Bases 110 to 511 code for a protein of 133 amino acids. The record is from RefSeq and is a predicted model, not a curated record. Gene Ontology annotation, molecular function: RNA cap binding. Gene Ontology annotation, cellular component: P-body; Lsm1-7-Pat1 complex. Lineage: Eukaryota; Metazoa; Chordata; Actinopteri; Cypriniformes; Nemacheilidae. The transcript is spliced from 4 exons.
GAACCGGAAGUACUUCGUGCUGUUACAUCCUGUGGUAUAAGGAUACACAUUUGAAAUGGUUCAUGGCUUGAGACUUUACGUUGACUAAAAACUCCCAAAUGUCAGCAAAAUGAAUUACAUGCCAGGGACUGCGAGCCUCAUCGAGGAUAUUGAUAAAAAACAUCUGGUUCUCCUUCGCGAUGGAAGAACGUUGAUUGGGAUACUCAGAAGCAUAGACCAGUUUGCCAAUUUAGUUCUGCAUCAAACAGUUGAACGCAUCCACGUUGGUAAAAAAUUUGGUGACAUACCUCGUGGGAUAUUCGUCGUCAGAGGAGAAAAUGUUGUCUUGCUCGGAGAAGUAGAUUUGGAUAAAGAAUGUGAUCAAAUUCUCCAGAGAGUUUCCAUUGAGGAAAUUCUGGAGGAACAGAGGACAGAACAACAAGCCAAGCAGGAGUCUGAAAGACUGAAGCUACAGGCAGUCAAAGAGCGAGGCUUAUCAAUCCCUAAAGCUGACACAUUAGAUGAUUUCUGAAAGUGUAGUUUUUUUGAGGAUUUUGUUUUAUUAGAUUGUCAUGUUUGGUUUGAGACAAGGGUCUGACUUUAAAUUCACCCUGUCAUAAUGGUUUGAUUGAGGAGUGAGCCUCAUAAGAUUGUGACUUCACCGUUUUGUUUCUCAUUGCUGUUAUGGCACGUAUUGAGAGUUGCCCACCAGCUUUCUUUCUUUGUAUGGUCGAUGCCAUAUUAAAGCACUUAACCACCAAACUGAAGCACUUGGCAUGUUGGCUUUUAGUUUAAAAACUGUAAGCAACAAUAAUGGAAUACGAGAAGUUAAUUUCAGUGUUUACUAUGUUAUAAGUAUAAUGCUAUGUUUAAGUUGGUAUACUAUGUAAACUUACAUGAAACAACACUGAAACUAUUUUUGUUCUAUUAAACCUAUUUUAUACUGAU